AAUCCAUUCUUACAUCAUGUCUUUCCGUAGUGAUUUAGAUCACUUACGAAUUCCCCUUCAAGAAAUACUCUCUGCCACCAACAACUUCUCCGAUCAAAAUUUGAUUAGAGAAGGUGGGUUUGGGAAGAUCUUUAAGGGAAAGUUGGGUUGCAUAAAAAACAUUGAUAUUGUCGCAAGGAGGUUUGAUCCUAAGUACGGGCAAGGAGACACAGAGUUUUGGACAGAAGUUUCGAUGCUUUCUACUCUGGAGCAUCCCAAUCUGGUCUCUUUUAUAGGGUUCUGUGAUGAAGCUGAAGAGAAGAUCAUCGUAACUGAGUAUGAGGUCAACUCAAGUCUGGAUAAAUAUCUAAGUGACCCGACACUCACAUGGACGCAACGAUUGCAUAUAUGUAUUGGUGUUGCACGCGCGAUAAGUUACCUCUAUUGGACCCCGGGUCCAAGAAUAAAUUUAAGCGUCAUACACCGAAAUAUCAAGAGCUCCAAAAUUUUACUAGAUCAUAACUGGGAACCUAAGUUAUCUGGUUAUGAACUUUCGGUGCAAAGGCCGGCAGCUAAAAGGGACCGUCAUCUAAUUAGGGAACUUAGUGGCACAUAUGGGUACGUGGACCCUGUGUAUGCAAAGGCUGGAAAAGUUAGCCACAAGUCGGACGUAUUCUCCUUGGGUGUGGUACUAUUCGAGGUCCUUUGUGGAAGGAGGGCAUUUAUUCCCGACAAGUUUGAGGAUGAGGAGCAGUCACUAAUGUUUACUAUGAAAAGACUGAAGCACUUCAAUGUUUCAAAGGAUCGCUUAAUAAGUCGAUUAGCAAGAUCCCAUUAUGAAGAGGGAAAACUGGAUGAUAUCAUCAAUCGGGAUCUGCGAAAUCAAAUGGAACAACGAUCCUACUUAAUCUUCUCACACACGGCUUAUCUAUGCCUGAAUGAGAAACAAGAACACCGACCAAACAUAUAUCUCGUUGUUCAUAGACUUAAGAGAGCCUUGAAACUUCAACAGGAAUAUUGCCAUAAUUUACUUAAUCGAAAUCCACCGGGCACGAAUGGGCUUUCGCUCCCCUUCCUCUCCAACAACCCACUGAUGAACCAAGUAAGUUAUAUUCGAUGUGAUGUCCACCUUACUCGGUUCACCACUUUUAUUGUAGUUCCAUAAUUGACCAUUAUUAUCCCUCAUUGAC
Molecule: messenger RNA, 1169 nt
Organism: Helianthus annuus (common sunflower)
Lineage: Eukaryota; Viridiplantae; Streptophyta; Magnoliopsida; Asterales; Asteraceae
Product: receptor-like protein kinase HERK 1
Exons: 2
Coding region: 17-1144 (375 amino acids)
Biological process (GO): protein autophosphorylation
Cellular component (GO): plasma membrane; plasmodesma
Molecular function (GO): ATP binding; transmembrane receptor protein tyrosine kinase activity
Source: RefSeq, a predicted model, not a curated record